AUGGCCAAUGCCUCAACAGACCUGGACAAUGCUGAGGCACAGAGACAACUCAACAACAACAACAGGCCUGCAAGCACAGGAUUCUGGGAAUCAGAGACCACCAGUGCCAAACUAUUUGAGUGCUCUCGCAUCAAAGCACUAGCAGAUGAGAGGGACGCAGUACAGAAGAAGACCUUCACUAAAUGGGUGAACUCUCACUUGGCCCGUGUGUCCUGCCGGAUCUCUGACCUGUAUAAUGACCUGAGAGACGGCUACAUGCUCAUCAGACUACUGGAGGUGCUGUCAGGAGAGCUGCUGCCUCGGCCUACAAGAGGCAGGAUGCGGAUCCAUUGUCUGGAGAAUGUGGAUAAGGCUCUUCAGUUCCUCAAAGAACAACGGGUUCACCUAGAAAAUGUUGGUUCUCAUGAUAUUGUGGAUGGAAAUCACAGGCUCACUCUAGGCCUCAUCUGGACCAUCAUCCUUCGCUUCCAGAUCCAGGUGAUUAAGAUUGAGACUGAAGACAACAGAGAAACACGUUCAGCAAAAGAUGCACUACUUCUUUGGUGUCAGAUGAAAACAGCAGGGUACCCUGAAGUUAACAUUCACAACUUCACCACCUGUUGGAGGGACGGCCUGGCUUUCAACGCUCUCAUUCACAGGCACAGGCCUGAUUUAAUUGAAUUCCACAAGUUGACCAGAUCCAAUGCAACACACAACCUCCAGCAAGCCUUUAACAUCGCUGAGCAGAGUCUCGGACUCACUAAACUAUUAGAUCCUGAAGAUGUAAACACAGAGAAUCCAGAUGAGAAGUCUAUCAUCACAUAUGUAGUGUCCUACUACCAUUACUUCUCCAAAAUGAAGGCACUUAUUGUUGAAGGGAAGAGGAUUGGAAAGGUGCUGGACAAUGCUUUAGAAGCUGACAAGAUCAUUCGGCGUUAUGAGGCAUUAUCAUCUGACCUGUUGGAGUGGAUCGAGAGAACCAUAAGCAUCAUUAGCAACCAGAAGUUUGCUAAUUCGCUAUCUGGCGUUCAGCAACAACUUCAAGCCUUUACCACCUACUGCACCAUCGAGAAGCCCAUAAAGUUCCAGGAGAAAGGAAAUCUGGAGGUGCUGCUUUUCACCAUCCAAAGUAAGCUCCGAGCUAACAAUCAGAAGCCAUAUGUGCCUCACGACGGGAAACUGAUCUCAGACAUUAAUAAGGCAUGGAAGAGAUUAGAGAAGGCGGAGCACGAGAGGGGCGUGGCUCUUAGAAAAGAGCUGAUUCGUCAGGAAAAGCUUGAACUUCUGUCUCAACGAUUUGACCAUAAGAUCACCAUGAGGCAGGCUUGGCUAAAUGAAAACCAACGUCUCGUCUCACAGGAUAACUUUGGCUAUGACCUGCCAGCGGUAGAAGCAGCCAUGAAGAAACACGAGGCGAUUGAAGCAGACAUCUUGUCGUAUGAGGAGCGCAUCACUGUGGUGGUGGAGCUAGCAUGUGAGAUGGAGUCAGAGGGCUACUAUGACAUUCGUCGUAUCUCUGCACGCAAAGAAAACAUCCUCAGCCAGUGGAGUCUUCUGAAGGAGCUGGUGGUGGGACGCAAAUCCCGCCUGGAGAAGAAUGUGGCCCUGCAGAAGACCUUCCAAGAGAUGGUCUACAUGAUCGAUUGGAUGGAGGAAAUGCAGGUUAAGCUGCUCUCCAAGGACUAUGGUAAACACCUUCUUGAGGUGGAGGACAUGAUUCAGAAACAAAGUUUACAGGAGGCAGACAUCGCAAUACAGGCUGAUAGAGUUCAAAUUCUCAACACUGCAGCUCUCAAAUUCACCAUAAUCAAAGGUUACCAGCCAUGUGACCCUCAGGUCAUUUGUAACAGGGUCAGCCAUGUAAACACCUGCCUGGAAGAGUUAAAGCAGCUGGCUGCAAAGCGACGGUCAGAGCUGGAAGAUUCAUGCGAAUUAUGGGCCUUCAUCCAAGAGGUGGAAGAAUCAGAGGCUUGGAUCCGGGAGAAGACCUCAAUUUUGGCCACUCAGAGCUGUGGAAAAGACCUGAGCAGCGUCCUGCGACUGCUACAGAAGCACAAAAGUUUAGCCGGAGAACUGCUGGCCCGCCAAGCCUUGCUUCAGCAGACCAUGAUGAAGGGCAAGCAGAUCCUCACCCAGAAGAGCUUUGGUAUGGUAGGAAUACAAGAGCGACUGAUGGAUGCCAUGGCGGAGUGGAAUAGACUGGAAGACCAUGCUGCACAGAGGCUGUGUAACCUACAAGAUGCGCUAGACUUUUUUCAAUUCAGCACAGAGACGGAUGAUCUACUAGUUUGGCUUCAAGAUGCAUAUCGGCUUGUUUCUAGCGAGGACUUUGGACACGACGAGUACUCCACGCAGUCGCUCCUUAAAAAGCACAGAGGUGUGCGAGACAGUAUUGACAAACACCGCGGUCAAGUAGUAAACCUUCGAAAACACAUGGUUGCUUUGCCGUUGGAUUAUCGGGAGCUGGAUGAGGUGCGAGCACGAAUGGCUGAGACGGAGCAGCUCUAUACAGAGGUGGCUGAAGUCGGCGUGUUGCGGCAGCAGUGGUUGCAUGACGCACUGGCCGUGUAUCGCAUGUUUAGCGAGGUAAACGCCUGUGAGGUGUGGAUCGAUGAAAAGGAGCAGUGGCUGAAUAAAAUGGAUGUUCCAGAGAGACUAGAAGAUGUGGAGGUGGUAGCACACAGGUUUGAGAGCUUGGACCAGGAGAUGAACAGCCUAAUGGGCAGAAUACUGGAUGUUAAUCAGAUCGUCCAGCAGCUUUUAGACAGCGGCCACCCCAGUUCCACUGAAGUAAGGGGAUGUCAAGACCACCUGAACAGCAGGUGGAACCGUAUCGUCGAGCUGGUUGAGCAGAAGAAAGAUCACCUGGACUCUAUCCUACGAAUUCAGAACUACUUACUGGAAUGCACAGAGAUCAAAUCCCAGAUUCAGGAAAAGCGGAAAGCCAUAGAUGCCACACAGUAUGUGGGAAGUGACCUGGGCAGUGUUCUGGCCCUGCAGCGGAGGCUCUCCACCAUGGAAGGCGCUCUUGCGGUUCUUGAGCCCAAACUUAUUCACCUCCAGGAGGAGGCAGAGGAACUCGCCACAUCCCAUCCAGACAAGUCAGUAGACAUCCUGGUUCCCUUCGAGGGCAUCAGCGUGGAGUGGGAGGAACUGAAACGGACAUUGCAAGGUUGUGAGGACUCCUUAACCGUUGCUGGUCGCUUGCAACAGUUCAUUCAAGACUUGGACUCAUUCCUCACCUGGUUGGUGCAAACCCAAACUGCUGCUGCCUCAGAUGAGCUUCCCAAUGUUUUAGAGGAUGCAGAGCGGCUAAUUAACCAACACGCCGCACUUAAAGAGGAGAUAGGAAGAUAUGAAGAGGACUACGAGCGCCUUCAGGCUGUGAAUGAGCUUUUAGAGUCAGAGGAAGCCCCGUUACCUCAUGGAGCUCUGCAGCAGUGGCUACACAAGCUGGAUGUGGGCUGGAACAAGCUGCUGGAGAUGUGGGAGAGCAGAAGAGAGGUGCUGGUGCAAGCUCAUAUCUUCCAUCUCUUCCUGAGGGAUGUCAAGCAGGCUGAGGCCUUCCUCAAUAACCAGGAGUCAGCUUUAGCCCAUGUGGAGCUCCCCACCACAGUGGAGACAGUAGAGGCAGCCAUUAAGAAGCACAAAGACUUUACCACAACCAUGGAACUCAACCUUCACCGCAUUAAAGCUGUCAUAGAGGCAGGAGAGAGUCUCAUUAGCCAGAACAACAUCUAUUCAGAGCGGAUCAGAGAGAGAGUGGACCUGCUCGCCAACAGAGGGAACCAGAAUCGAGAACUUGCUCAACAGUGGCUUCGUAAACUGAAUGACCAGUGGGAACUCCAGAGGUUUCUACAAGACUGCCAUGAGAUUGGUGACUGGGUUGCAGAAAAGAUGCUAAUGGCUCGUGACGCCUCCCGCGACGAGACUCAGAAACUCCAUAAGAAGUGGCUAAAACAUCAAGCCUUCAUGGCAGAACUUGCUCAGAACAAGGAGUGGCUGGACAAGAUGGAGAAAGAGGGCCAGCGGUUAAUGCAGGAGAAGCCGGAGCUGAGCGUGAUGGUCAAGAAGAAACUGGAGGAGAUCCGUGAGUGCUGGCAGGAUCUGGAGAGUACCACCCAAGCCAAAGCUCGGCAGCUGUUUGAGGCCAACCGAGCUGACUUGCUGGUACAGAGCUACUCCAGUCUGGACCAACGGCUCGAGCGGCUUGAAGGACAGCUGGCACAUGUGGAUUAUGGCCAGGACCUGACCACUGUCAAUAAGCAGCUCAAGAAACUACAGACGAUGGAGUGUCAGAUGGAGGACUGGUAUAAAGAGGUAGGAGAGCUACAGGCCCAGGCGACCUCGAUCCCUCAACAGGGGGAGGUCAUGGAAAAGGUGUCUGAGAAGCAGGCCGGUGUGGAAACACGAAUUGUACAACUUAUUGAACCUCUGAAAGAGAGACGUAGGAUCCUGCUGGCCUCUAAAGAAGUGCACCAAGUGGGCCGUGACCUUGAGGAUGAAAUUUUGUGGAUACAAGAGCGUCUUCCAAUGGCCACUUCUCAGGAACAUGGAACAAGUUUACAAGCUGUACAGCAACUCAUGAAGAAGAAUCAAAGUCUGCAGAGAGAGCUUCAUGGUCAUCGUUCACGGGUGGAAGAUGUUCUGGAGCGAGCAGGGGUUAUCGCAUCCAUCCGCAGUCCAGAGGCAGACAGCAUCAGAGCAGGCAUGGAGCAGCUCCAUCACCUGUGGGAGGUGCUGUGGGUAGAGACAGAGCGGCGACAGCUCACACUGGACACUAUGUACCAGGCGCAGCAAUACUACUUCGACGUGGGAGAGGUGGAGACUUGGCUCAGUGAGCAGGAACUGCAUAUGAUGAAUGAAGAGACGGGAAAGGAUGAGGCCAGUACUCUGCAGUUACUGAAGAAACAGCUGGCGCUCGAGCAGACCGUAGAGGACUAUGCUGAGACUAUCGGACUCCUCUCUCAGCAGUGUAGGCAGCUUCUGGAGCUCGGGCAUCCAGACUGUGAGCAGAUCAGUAAGCGUCAGUCUCAGAUCGACAGGCUAUAUGUGUCUCUGAAGGAUCUGGUGGAGGAGAGGAAGUCUCGACUGGAGCAGCAAUACUGGCUUUAUCAGCUCAACAGGGAGGUGGAUGAACUUGAGCAGUGGAUAGCAGAGAGAGAAGUCAUUGCCAGCUCCACUGAACUCGGACAGGACUUUGAGCAUGUUACGAUUCUGCAGGAGAAAUUUACUGAGUUUGCCACAGAGACGGGCAGCCUGGGGCAAGAGAGGGUCACAGCUGUAAACCAGAUGGUUGAUGAGCUCAUUGAUUACGGGCACGCAGAUGCCGCCACCAUCGCUGAGUGGAAGGAUGGAGUAAACGAGGCCUGGGCCGAUCUGCUGGAGCUGAUGGAGACACGGGGACAGAUGCUCUCUGCCUCGCACCAGCUUCAUAAGUUCUUCUCAGACUGCCGAGAGGUGCUAUCACAGAUUGACGAUAAGCAGCGGAGGUUACCUGAGGUUCGAGCCUGUCAAGGAGGCACAUCAAACACAAGCACUCUUCAGAGACUCAUGCAGACUUUUGAACACGAUAUUCAGCUACUUGUUGCACAGGUUAGAGGGUUACAGGAGAGUGCGGCCCAGCUCAGAACGGUUUAUGCUGGGGAGAAAGCAGAAGCUAUUGCCAUGCAGGAACAGGAAGUGAUGCAAGCGUGGAAGGAGCUGCUUAUUUCCUGUGAGGACUGCCGAAUGCAGAUCACCACAGCGACAGACAAGUUGCAUUUCUUUGGCAUGGUGCGUGAUCAGCUGAUGUGGAUGGACAGCAUCAUCUGUCAGAUAGGAACUGGGGAGAAACCAAGCUCUUUUCGCAGAGCUUUAAUGGAAUAUGGGCUCUCUGGUGCUUGCAGGGAUGUGUCAUCUGUGGAGGUCCUGAUGAACUAUCACCAGAGCCUCAAGAGUGAGGUGGAGGCACGCGACAAGAGCAUUGUACAGUGUAUUGAGAUGGGCAAGACCUUACUGGCCGCACGUAACCCUGCAUUAGAAGAGAUCAGAGACAAGCUGGAGAAGGUUUUGGCCAAGCAGAGAGAGCUCACUGAGAAAUGGGACAAACACUGGGUAGAGUUGCAACAAAUGUUGGAGGUGCAUCAGUUUGCUCAGGAAGCAGUGGUAGCGGAGGCCUGGCUCACUGCUCAGGAGCCCCUCCUCAGUAGUAAUGAACUGGGCGGCAGUGUGGACGAGGUGGAGCAGCUGAUUCGCAGACAUGAAGCCUUUCGCAAAGCAGCAGCCACUUGGGAAGAACGAUUCAGCUCCCUACGCCGUCUCACCACGGUGGAGAAGAUAAAGGCAGAGCAGAGUAAGCUUCCUCCAACUCCCUUGCUGGGACGGAAGGUUUUCUUGGACCCUCAGGACUAUUCCCCUGCCCGCAGUAGCCCUUCCUCUCUAAUAAGACAGACCAUCUAUGAGCAGGGUGAGCGCAUCACCCCUCAGCCCUCUCCUUCUUCCGUAGCCCGCAGACUGGGUUCCACUGUAGCCAACUACACUCCCGUCAUGAAUGGAGCUGCUACUUAUCGCAUUCAGGAAACCAAAAAUGCUGGGAUUGUUGGUGUGGCUGCAGGACUGGGGACUGCUAUGGAGCAUAAAGUCAUCCAAAUGCAUGAUGAAUUUAAAGCCCCACAGCAGAAUAUGGAACACCUGCAUGAGGUGGUGCGCCCCCUGCUGGAGAGAGAGAGGGCGCGGGAAAAUUAUCACGAGAAUGUGAUGGCGGAGGUGGUUCUCCAUGAACCAGGUGGAGGAAAGGAGCGCCUUAACAGCGGGGCAGGAGGGAGUGGGAGCAGUCGUUCAGAGCUUGUGGUGGAGCAACAUCCACCGCCAAGGGAAUCGCGGUUGGAGAGGCAGCUAUCCACUGAGCAGCUGGUUCAGGCACGUAGGGAUGAGCUCCCUCAGGAGGUGUGGAGGGAACGAGCUGAAAGGGUGGAGAGGAGGUUGGAGAGACAGACAUCUAGUGAACAGGAGGGACAUGAGGUGCGACGCAGGGAAAGACACAGACUGGAAAGACAAGAGAGCAGUGAGCAGGAGGCCAGGGAGCAGUCAGAUAGACGCUCCAGGGGUGGGGACAAAAGGUCUACACUAGCUGAGAUUGUGGAGCAGCUUCAAGAAAGAGAAGCAGCACAGGCCCGAGGAGAGAUUCCACGCCUACCCAAUGGCUUUCCUGAGAAGUCAACUAGACCAGACCGGCCUCGAGCCAGAGACAGACCCAAACCAAGGAGAAGACCACGACCCAAGGAGACAACAGCUGGAGAAACACGCCGCUCAAGGUCUGCACCGGCCCAGGGCAGCCAACCGGUGCCCCUGCCGCCCACCCACACAGCCCAGCACGAAGGGUUCCUCUUCCGCAAAAUAGACAUUGAUGGACAGAAGAAGAGUUCAAACAGCAGAUCCUGGGUGAACCUGUACUGUGUGUUGAAUAAAGGUGAGCUGGGCUUCUAUAAGGAUGCGAAGAGCACCGCCAUACCUUACAACAAUGAGCCGCUUCUCAACCUGAGCCAUUGUGCCUGUGAUAUCAACAAUGGUUACAAGAAGAAGAAGAACGUCUUCACACUCAAAACUAAAGAUGGAAGUGAGUUUCUGUUCCAUGCUAAAGAUGAGGAUGAUUUGAAGAGCUGGAUCACAAGUAUAACCACUAGUAUAAAUGAGCAUGGAGAGCUUGCCAAACAGGGGCAGACCCAUCUAACUACCUCAUCGACAGACGAGGGAACGCGCAGGGAAGGCAGCAGGGCAGGGGGGUCGGAGAGAGGUGAAAGGUCAGACCGAGCUGACGGAGGAUCAGUGCGCUCAGACAAGGGUGAUAAGCCUGAGAAAAAGACGGGCAAGAAGAAAUGAGGCACCCCACAGCACCUGAUCACCCUCUGAGAGUGCGUCGUGUUGCAAGUGAGACAGGAACCGGGACUUCGCAAAACCAGGAAUGUGGAUCAGUGCUCUGACGGAAUCAGGAAACGAAGGCGUCACAGUGAACUCCCUUUAUGUCUUGCUGUCCAACACUGAGGUGCUCUGGUCUCUGCUGUGGAAAUGCCAUGUAUCAGUGCGCCCUCUAGUGGCUACUGAGUACUAGGACAAUUCAAGAGCUGCAUUUGGGCCAAAGAGCCGAUAACACGAAGGAUAAAAGAGUAAGAUGUUAAAGUAGCUCAUGAAGAUUAUUUUCUAACACGUGUGUGAAGAAGAUGACCCAUAUGAACGUGUACCUGUCUCUCUUUGUAUAUUUUACGUCUCAACAUCAGUUCUAUACAAUCCCACACUGUAAAGAAUGGAAAUAUGCCAAAAUCUGACAAAUCGUUUUUCUGAAGAGCAUGUUUUGUCUGUUUAUUUUGUAAGUUGUUUUGCUCUUUUAUACUAUUAAUGUAUUGAUUUGUAUUAAUUGGCUCUUCAACGCAAUUUUUUUGAUUCUCGUCUUGCCACUUUGUAGACCACAACAAGAUUGAACGCCAGACAUGACAUAUCUGAACAUGCCUACAAGGUAUUUCAAAUGAAGACACAAAGGUUUUUUCCCAAAUAAAGAGAAGCGACUCACUUGCAGUGAGUGUGUAUUCUCAAAUCUGGUUUCUAUGGGUUGUUAGUUUCAUGCAGUAUAAGCUUUUUAUCUAAUAUGGAGGAACAUCUCAAUCAUCAGUAUUAUAUUAUGCAUUAAAUGUAAAAUGUGAGUUAAUUUGGGCAUUUAAUGACAUUUCAAAUGAUCAAUUUUGCUUGGUUGUGUAUGUUUGUGUCUAUGCAUGUACUGCUUUACUCAUGUCAUUUAGCUAUUCUUUUUAAUUUACACUCAGAAGUCUUCCAAGCACAGAACUGAUUGUUUUGUAAAACCUUUAUUUUUUUUCCCUUGUGUCAGUUUAACCAGCAUAUUGGUGAUUGCACUGAAGGCUGAAUGGAUGCAGGCAUUUGAUUUAUCUCAUCCCUGCUAAUGUUAGUUCGAUUUGUGAGAUGCCAACUGAAUGCUAUGUAGAUGUUAUAAUGUGACUGUCUUCCCUGACUGGAUAAAACUGGGUUUAAAAUUUUAUUCUGUUUUUCCAUCAUUGUAUUGAGGUCUUUGAAGUGUGUUGUUCAGCAGGUUUUAGUAUAGAAAGCCCAUAGCUAGCAAAAAUGCAAGGUGUAUCAUACAGAAAUUGCAACAUGCUUUGCAACAGCUCUGCAAACAAGUGCACAUAUUAAAUUGUUUGUUGUUUUGUUGUUUUGAUCAAUUUACAUGCAUCAAUCAACUGAACGCAUGACUGACUAUAUUAUGGCUACAUUUGAAACGCAAUUUUUAAGUAGCGUACUUAUACAGUUGAAGCUAACUCUCGGUGUUAAAGGGAAACAUAAUCGUUUCAGGUCUCAUGUUUGUGCCUCAUUGCCUACAUCUUAAAGUCUGUCAGCUGUAGUCCUUAAUGCACUGUCUGUUCUUGUAAAAAGGCUAGGCAUAAAUAACUUUAGAAGCAAUGGUCCUCUAAGAGAAUCUAUAAAUCAAUCAUUGAAAGAAAGAUGUCCAUGUAAGCCUUUUUCCUCAAUAUCUGCAAGUUCAUUUCUUUAUUUUAACAUGAACAGAGCAUCAUGCAAAUGCUGUUGUAAUGUUCCAUAUUCUGCCAACUUUUUGAAAUAUACUGUCAGCUCUCAUGUCUCUAUACAAUCUCAAAGCAUUGUAUAUAUAUAUAUAUAUAUAUAUAUAUCUAAAGAGUUUUCGGUGUCUGGGUCUGAAUUUCCUUUCCAUUGACUCCUUUGGUUUUGUCUCCAUGUCUUAUUUUUUGUACAAAACGAAAUCCUAUUUUUAUGCAAUGGAAUUACUUAUUCUUAGGCAGAGGGUAUGCAGUAAAAGUAUCCAACAUGGUGGUGGUGGACAGAAACAACGUAUAAACUUGCAAGUAGAACAUUUAUGCAACUUUUCCUUUGCACUAUUACUGCCCCAUUGCACAGUGCUAUAGUGAGCAGAGAAUUGGUUCUUGAGGGUCUGGAUUUCCCGGGUUUCCAAGCAGUAUUACUACAAAACAAUGCAUUCAUUUAGCAUUUGGUUUAUGGAAAUUUGCACAUCUGCAAACACUGUUUCAUUGGUUUGAUAAAAGUAUUGUUUUUAAAGGGGUCAUGACAUGCAGGUAAGGUUCACUUAUAAUAUUAGUAAUAUUAGUCAUAUAUUUGUAAAACAAAUUUUCCACCCUUAUUCUGACCCUCCGUCAGAUACGCUGGGUUGCUUCUUUUAGACUUAACAGUAAACAGACACUGUUCUCAUUGGCUCUCUGCUCUUGACUCAUAUACUCUCUGUACUUGCUCACCACUACUGGGCGGGCUACAGAAGUGAGUAAAGGUAAAUUAGGAAUUGAUGUGUUGUGGAGGCGGUCAGAUGCAAAUGUCAACCACAGUGUGGUUUCAACAAAUGCUGUUUUUGCAGUGAGUAGGAAGUUUUGAGUUCUGAAACGUACAGUAUGUUUUUAUAGUACAAUGACCUCUUGUAUAUCAAAAGAUCAAGAAAAAUGUGAUUCCUCAUGUCAUAACCCCUUUAACAUUUUUUAUCGCAUCUUACAGAUAAUCAUUUUUACCUAAUAUCACAGUAUUUCAGUUACUUUAGAUGUAAAAGCAUAGUUCAAAUGUAAUUAAAGCUGAAGUAUGUAACCUUUUUUGGUGUUAAAACACAUUCUCCUUUUCUUCAGUUGAAUACACUGAGACAACUGUAAGCCACUUGUAGAUUACGUUUCUCAAAAACGGUAAACACUGUGUUUCUGUGGUGCUUUGAAAAUUCCCGUUUGUUUUGAGCGACCUGUCUAGCCUUACACAACAAUAUUGACUUGACCAAUGGCAUGAGUUGGGGGCAGGAUUAUUUGUUUAUUUGAUCAAUGGAAGACGGGGCAUGUUUGGAAAAAUGUUCAUUUUUGCAAUUUCUUUUCUUGGCUACUGGCACAGAAAUUACACUUCAGCUUUAAAUUCAAGAUGGAUUUGAUCCAUUAGAUUAAUAGAAAGCACAAUCGGAAUAUUCAGCUUCACAAUAAAAAGAAUGUUUUAUUUUAGAUGUCUGAUUUAGCAUUUGUGCAAAUGUUUAGGGAUUCAUCCAGAAUUCUGUAUUUUGAAAAGUAGUUUUAAUUCCUUAUUAUCCUUUUAAUAUGCCAGCUUUAAUGUGUUCUAUGGCAGAUGAUGGUUUUUAAUCAGGAUAGGAUGGAACAUUCUUUAGAGGGUUGUGUACAGCCUGUUGAUAGUGUCAGACCCUCAAGCACCACUGGUUUAAGCUCAGCAGCUCGAUUGCCUGUACAAGUUGCUCUUGUUUCUGCUGAGAAAUAAGAACAUUUUGCGGGUUUUAUCAGUUUUGAUUACCAAUGGGGUAGGAGGGGUUAUUUCUCCAGAAAAUUCAAGUUAAGAAAUUCAAAUGAAACUGGACAAUUCAGGUUGCAUGAAUAACAUUGUCCCUGUAAUGGUACUGCUGUGCAUGAUGAAACCUCUCUCAUUCGCACUCACAGCCACUGAACAAGGGUGACACUAAUACACAUGGAAACAGUGAAUGAAUGCUGUAUAAUUCAGAUCCUGACUGACUCUGUACAGUUAAUUCCUUGAUAAAUACAGCUUGUGA
This is a messenger RNA of Xyrauchen texanus (razorback sucker), 11530 nucleotides long. RefSeq names its product spectrin beta chain, non-erythrocytic 4-like. The coding region runs from base 1 to 7839 and encodes 2612 amino acids. Gene Ontology annotation, cellular component: cell junction; cell projection; spectrin. Gene Ontology annotation, molecular function: actin filament binding; phospholipid binding; structural constituent of cytoskeleton. The record is from RefSeq and is a predicted model, not a curated record. Gene Ontology annotation, biological process: actin cytoskeleton organization. Lineage: Eukaryota; Metazoa; Chordata; Actinopteri; Cypriniformes; Catostomidae. The transcript has 36 exons.